GUUGCCGAGUGGCCUUUGGAAUCAAUUUUAUGCUGAAAAUUAGCAGUUAUCUAAGAUGCAGCACGACGACGUUUGCCUCGUCUGUGCCGAUCCACUAGAGUUUACAGCGUUUGGCUCUUGUGGGCACAAGGAAGUCUGCUCAAGAUGUGUAGCACGCAUGCGUUUUGUGCUGAAGGACAAGGGGUGCGUUUUCUGCCGUCAAGAGAAUGCUCAGGUCUACUUCACUCGUUUCAUGGGAGAUUUCACCGCACGGCUGGCACCGGAGGACUUCGACGGCUUGCAGGCUCGGGCCAACCGGCGUGAGCUCUUCGCAAUGCCCGAAAUCAAUGGCUUCUUCGACGAUGAAAAGCAUUACCAAGAGAUAAGCGCGCUUUGCGGCUUUACUCACCCUGUCUUGGAAGCCGGCAGUGGCAAGGGAGCUCCGAAGUUUAACAACUUUAAGGCGAUGAAGCGCCAUAUAGAGACGACGUUAAACCAGUUCUUCUGCGACGUCUGCGUUACGGGGAGGAAGGUCUUCGUGAGCGAGCAGCUGCUGUACACCAGGGAUGGGCUGCGACGGCACCAGGAUGCGGGAGACGAGUCCGGCCCGCUUGCUGAGAGCGGCUUCAAAGGCCACCCGCCGUGCAAGUUCUGCCGCACACGCUUCUAUGACUCGAAUGAGCUGUACCGCCACAUGGAGGGCAGCCACGAGCACUGCUUCCUGUGCAGGCGGAACGCCCCGGACAAGUACGUUUACUACCGCCACUACAAGGAGCUGGAAGAUCACUUCACCAAGGAUCACUUCCCGUGCCCGCACCCGGAAUGCUUGGAGAGGAAGUUCGUGGUGUUCAGCACGGACUACGAGCUGAAGGCCCACUUCGCCGCCGAGCACGGCGACCAGCUGAAGAUGUCGGCUGCGCAACGCCGGCAGGCGUUAACCAUUCCCAUGCAGCUGCAGUACCGGUCCAGAGAUGACGAGGAGACGGAGCCGGGGCCGAGUGCGCGGUUCGAGCGGGCGGCUGUCGUCAUAGGCGGCGGGCACAACAUUAGUAGCCGGGCGGCGCGCAGCGGGCGGGCGGGCGGCAGGGGCGGAAUGCACCAUAGCCGCUCGGAGCCGCAGUUUGCGCCAUCGCUGGGCCAGGACGCGGGCGGCGAGGUGAGCAGCGUCACCUUCACAGCGGAGGACUUCCCGGCGCCGUCGAGCGCUCAGCAGGGCGGCGCUGGGCCCCUGGGGCGGUGGGCUGCCUUCGCGGGUGCGCAGGGCAGCACAGGGAACCUGUCAGACCAGGAUUUCCCAGCCCUGCCGACGUUGUCGAAGAACCAGCGCCGGCGCAUUAAGGAGCAGCAGCGCUCGCUCGCGGAUCGCCUCGCAGCCGCAGCGCAGCCCCCGCGUGUGCUCAACCGGGCAGCAGCAGGUCCUUCGGGUGCCAGCGGGUCCGGGGGAGCGGGGCCAUCAACUUCGGGGACAGCAGACAGCAGCCAAGCUGUCCCAGGGCUGGCGGAUUUCCCCUCCCUCAGCGCGGCUGCACCUGCAGCCUCUUCCAUGCCAUCAACGUCGGCACCGGCGCCUGCUGCUGUGAGCAGGGCCCCUGCUUUUGUUGCCAGCAGCUCCUCCGCCCGCGCCACCGAAGUGUUGGCACCCGCGUCUUCCAGCCGACGGCCGCCGGGGUUCGGAAAGGAGGAAUUCCCAGCGCUAGGUGGCGGUGGGAAGUCGCGCCCGCCUCCGCCUCCGCAAUCCCCGUCCCCAGCCGCAUCGCCCUACGCUGGCGUGACGACGGGGCAGCAGCCGGCACCUGUAGGGCCCCUAUCGCAAGCCGACGUCCUCCAGAGCCUGUUUAUGAGGCCGGGCUCUGCAGCUGUGACAUUGGCACCUGCGGCCGCCUCAACAUCUGGGUCGGGGGCAGCAGCCAGGCCAGAGUCGCCGCUGGAUUUGAAGGCCGACGACUUCCCCUCGUUGCCCGGAGGUAGCCGGCCUGCUGGGAGGGCACGGGCAGCAGCGCUCAAGACGCAGGUGGCUAAGGGGCAAGCGGCGAAGCCCUCUCCAGAGAAGCCAGCUGCUGCGGGGGGCGCUACGGGCGGCGGCGGUGGAGGGGUGUCAGAGAGCCUCAAGGCUGCCAACAAGGCUCUCAUAGAGCGCAUCAAGCGGCAGCUCAGCGGCGCCGCUUUUGACACCUUCCGGCAGCAGAGCCAGAAGUUCAUGCGCGGGGAGCUCUCGGCAGACGAAUAUCACGACUACAUGGUGAGCUUGGGGCUGUUGUCCCUAGUCGCGGAGCUCGUGUCGCUAUGCCCGGACGCGGCCAAGCGGCGCCUGCUGCUUGACGUGCAUCGCGGCUUUAUAGCCUCACCAGCAGCUCAGGACCCGGGGCUGGUCGGCGCCGGUUGGAUGCCGCCCGAGGCCGCAGUGGCUAAGGCCGACCGGGUAGCGGAGCACUCGUCCUGGAGCUGUGCCCGCUGCAGCUUGUGCAAUGCACCCGACGACGCGCGCUGCGAGUCCUGUAAAGGGCCGCGGCCAACCGAAAAGGAGCAGCAAGCGGCAGCUAGGCCCCUAGCUUCUGCACCGGAGCCCGUGCCGCUGUCUAUGGGGUUCUUCUUCGGCCAGCCAGCCCCCAUGCCGCAGGUGGCGAGCACCAGCGGCCAAGCCCGUGCUUCAAACCACGCACCCCCGCCACCACCAGCUGCAGAUGAUUUCCCUGCACUGGGUGGUGGUGGGCGAGCAGCCUCCAUGGCGGUUGCGCAGGGGCCUAGCAAUCUUUCGCGCGCAGACAGCUUCGAGGUCAGCGACCCCGACCCGCCCUUGUCUGCUGGCAGUGGUGGCAAGGGCAAGAAGGGGAAGGGUACGACCAUUAAGAUUGGCCUGCCUGCUUCCGGUGGCAGUGGUAGCUCGCGACCGCACCCGCAGAACGCCUGGACGCAGCCUCAGCGGAAGGCCAACGUUGCCAGCUCAUGGGCUGGCCAGGGGGGAAACAAGCUUGCAAAGAUGCACGGGGCAAUCAAUGACGCUUGGGACUAGCUUGACUGUGCAGCUGUGGCUGUGUUGCCCGUACAACUUCGUAAACGCGAACAGGAGCGCCGCAAGCGCGCAAAAGGGUUGACGUCUUGGCGUCAUGUGUAUCACGCGGGGUGGUCAGAAGUUCUUGGCGUGCCUCUUAAGCCCGCUGUGGCCCCGCCGCACAUUUAUAUCUCGAGCUACGUGACCAGAUACAGAUGCUGGUUCGUAUUCGUCCGGCUUGUGUGCCUGUUAGCAAGGACAAUGGCUUGGAUACCAUGUAAGAGUAUGGAUAACUUAACGCUGCCGUCACUGGGUCGUAUGGCUUCUUGGAGCAAUUGUGUCGGG
Molecule: messenger RNA, 3313 nt
Organism: Astrephomene gubernaculifera
Lineage: Eukaryota; Viridiplantae; Chlorophyta; Chlorophyceae; Chlamydomonadales; Astrephomenaceae
Source: the annotation of a GenBank genome assembly